AUGGAAAUCCCCGCGAAACUGCCCUUCUCCAAGCGGCGGCUUCGACCGCGCGUUGUUAUCUCUUACAUCUUUGACUAUGUGAUCAUUAUUGCAUGUGCCAUCGGCUUCGCGAUUCUCAACAAGGUCGAGCCCUACCACCAACACUUCUCCCUCACCAACACCUCCAUCCAAUAUCCUUAUGCCGUACAUGAACGAGUCCCCAUGCCUCUGGCCCUCUGCAUCUCCGCUGCUUUCCCACUUGGGCUCAUUAUCGUUUACACCUUGUUCCUCGAUGGCUUGUUUUCACACCAUAAGCCACAGGAUGCGGUGUCUGGGAAGCGGAAGCUGAGAGGUCCACACCGCUGGAAGGACAGACUUUGGGAGCUCAAUUGUGGUGUUUUGGGUCUUUUGCUGGCUCAAGGUCUCGCGUUUGUCAUUACACAGGCGCUGAAGACCGCUUGUGGCAAGCCGAGACCUGAUCUCAUCGCUCGUUGUCAACCAGCCGCUGAUAGCAAGGACCUUUUCCCGGGAUUGUCGAACUCAACGAUUUGUACAGGUGAUCCCGCGUUGUUAACAGAUGGAUUUCGGUCGUGGCCGUCUGGCCACAGUAGCUCUUCCUUCGCCGGUCUCGUUUACACAUCGCUUUGGCUAGGUGGAAAGCUGCACGUUAUGGACAAUCGGGGUGAGGCCUGGAAGGCCCUACUCGUCAUGGUUCCUCUACUAGCAGCAAGCCUCAUUGCCGUGUCGCGUAUCAUGGACGCGCGCCACCACCCCUUCGACGUGAUCACGGGGUCGAUGCUUGGAGUCGUCUGCGGCUGGGUCGCAUAUCGCCAGUAUUUCCCACCGCUCACUGAAGCCUGGCGCAAGGGCCGGGCCUACCCAAUCCGAACCUGGGGGACUGAUCCUGCAGGUCCCGAUGCCGUUCGAUUCACGGGCUCCAAGGGCGAUAGCUCUACUGCGCUCCGCAAUCAAGAAGAAGAGCCAAUGGCCCCGGUAGAUCUCCCCAGAUCGGAGCAUGCCAGACCCGAUGCCUCUAGCUACCUUCAGUCCUCAAAUCCAUAUGCAUCCAAUAUGUACAAUCGCCGCCCACAUGACCAUCACGCUGAUGGCGGUGCUUGGUCGUCGAGUGAGGACGAUGUUACCAAUGGGUAUGAGAUGCGACAUGGUCAUGCUAUGGGGCAGAACACCGGUGCCGGUCACCAUGUGCCUCAAUAUGACUCCAGUAAUGCGUAUGUGUCCCAAACACAGCCGCUCACGGCUGAUACAGGAAUCUAUGCCCCUGAUGCGACAGCGGGUCCAGGGCGUCCGUUGACGGAUAUGCCCGGUCGGGCCAUCUAA
Messenger RNA from Penicillium griseofulvum, 1317 nucleotides. RefSeq names its product phosphatase PAP2 family protein. The coding region runs from base 1 to 1317 and encodes 438 amino acids. Gene Ontology annotation, molecular function: phosphatidate phosphatase activity. The transcript has 5 exons. Lineage: Eukaryota; Fungi; Ascomycota; Eurotiomycetes; Eurotiales; Aspergillaceae. The record is from RefSeq and is a predicted model, not a curated record. Gene Ontology annotation, biological process: phospholipid metabolic process.